AUGGUGGGUAUAGCCCUUGCCAGCCGAACUCUUUUGCUGGCCGAACUGCUGGGAAACACCGUCUUCGCGACAGCAACAAACUCCUCAGAGGCUUGCGAGGACACGCCUGGCUGGACGAAUGGAUAUACUGCAUGUAACAACUACGUACCUGUGGACCCGGACUGUCACAAAGAUGGCGUGGUUUGUCACUUCUACAAGGCGCAUCCCAGCUUCUGUGAGAAAGGGAUGAAGGAUCCCUGGAUGAACUGUUGCACCUGCGGUGGGGGUUCGAGUUUUAAUGGGCAGCGGCCCACCCAGCCUCCCGCACCAAAGGUCAAGAUGCCGAGUGUUUUGGACUGGCUGCCAGGCAUCCACAGCAUGGAGAAGCAGAUGGGGAAGAUGAAAGCGACCAUGGACCAGAAGCUGAAACCCUUUGAGAAGGGCAUGCAUGAGGUCUAUGCCGGCUUGCGACAGCCUGACUUCAACGCGCCGCCCGAGCUGGAAGGCAAUCCCAUGACCCAGGUGAAUCUGGUGGUCUUCUUCAUCAUUUUGCUGGUGACCAUUGCCACCUCCUUGGGAUAUCUCUUGGAGGUGGAAUGCGAUCGCUUGUCUCAGCCGCAGGCACGUUCACCUUUCUGGGCGAGCGCCAUGCUGAUCGCAAGCUACGUCUUGCUGGUUCCUGGCUUGACGCAAGUGAUUUUCAGCUUCAACAUCGUUGUCAACGUCUUAGGGCACCGCAUCGACGUUCAGCCGGAGAAGGGCCACGUCGCCUGCACCGAGACCAUCACUGGCCUGGUGGAGUUGCUGAACCGCACCGGAUCCAGGACGGGGGCCGUGCUCAUCGUGCUCUAUGCGGUCGUGGUGCCCAUCCUGAAGUUGCUGCUGCUGGCGCUCGGGGAGGCCUUCAGGUAUUCCAGUGCACGUGGGUGCGUGAUGAUCUCACGAACGUGCAUCCUUGUCGUCCAGAGCAUCUCCAAGUGGGCGUGCCCAGACAUGUUUGCCUACAUCUUGUUGGUCCAUUUGGUGCGGCUCUUGGACAAUGGCUCCCUUAUCCUCACUGCUGCGAAGCUGGACAUCGGCUUCUCCUGCUUCAGCGUCUUUUGCGUUUGCUCCACCAUCUCGUCUCUGGGAAUCCGUUUGCCGGAGCUACCCAACUCGAGUGCCAGGACGCCCUGGUGCAGUCCGUCCAUGCUGCGGCGGGUCACCACGGUGCUUUGCGUGGCUUUUGUCAUACUCUUUGGCGUUGGCCUUUUUUUUGCCCUGCAUGGCCUUGAGGAUCGAUGA
Molecule: messenger RNA, 1263 nt
Organism: Durusdinium trenchii
Lineage: Eukaryota; Dinophyceae; Suessiales; Symbiodiniaceae
Source: the annotation of a GenBank genome assembly